UGCCCGGAAGUGAUUAGAGGAGGCGGGGCUCUGUUCCGUGGGUUGUGUUUGGACCAAUUCUAGAUAGUGUUGGGGGUAGGCUGCGGAGAGAGGUCGUCUAGAGUUAGAAGCAUCUUAUACCUAAGUGAGGAGGCACAGAUCGAGGCCAAGCUCGGUUGCCGUGGUUGGGAAGCCACACUGGUUGGGAUUCUGCGUGCCGUCAGGCCCGGCUCGCUAUGGGGGAGGUGGAGAUUUCCGCCCGGGCCUACGGGAAGAUGUGCCUGCACGCAUCUCGGUACCCAUACGCUGCUGUCAACGGGUUGUUGCUGGCACCCGCGCCGCGGUCGGGAGAAUGCCUCUGCCUCACCGACUGUGUGCCCCUCUUCCACAGCCACCUGUCCCUAUCGGUCAUGCUGGAGGUCGCGCUCAAUCAGCAUUCAAGCAUCAAGCCAUCGUGCGUCCAGCAGGCCCAACAUUCCCAGGCCAGCUGCAGGGCAAGGCUACAGCUGUGCGCACAUCUAGGAGACCUGGGUCUGCCCUCAGUUGGCUCCUCACUCCUCUGAUCUUCCCCCUACACAGCCCCGGGCUUCUGGCCUUGAAAAUCGCCCGGCGAAUUGCAGAAUUCUUCCCUGAUGCGGUGCUUAUUAUGCUGGAUAAUAAGAAGUUGGUGACUCGGCCUCGUGUACCUCCAGUCAUUGUCCUGGAGAACCAAGGUCUUCGAUGGGUGCCUAAGGACAAGAACUUAGUAAUGUGGAGAGACUGGGAAGAGUCGAGACAGAUGGUGGGGGCACUGCUGGAGGGCCAGGCCCACCAUCACCUUGUAGACUUCGACUGCCAUCUUGAUGACAUUCGGCAGGACUGGACUAACCAGCGGCUUAACACUCAAAUCACCCAGUGGGGCGGAUCUACCAGUGGGAAUGCCUGAGCCGGAGGGUCAGAGUACAAUAAAGAGAUGGGCUGAUGGGCAA
Mesocricetus auratus (golden hamster) is the source of this 947-nucleotide messenger RNA. RefSeq names its product ER membrane protein complex subunit 9 (gene Emc9). Gene Ontology annotation, cellular component: EMC complex. Lineage: Eukaryota; Metazoa; Chordata; Mammalia; Rodentia; Cricetidae. The record is from RefSeq and is a predicted model, not a curated record. The transcript is spliced from 4 exons. Bases 332 to 904 code for a protein of 190 amino acids.